This is a messenger RNA of Knipowitschia caucasica, 327 nucleotides long. The record is from the annotation of a GenBank genome assembly. NCBI's taxonomy places the organism in Eukaryota, Metazoa, Chordata, Actinopteri, Gobiiformes, Gobiidae.
AUGGCGCCAGAUUUACGCCAAAAGUCCACACGCUCAAAUAACUUGGGAGCGGGGCCAGUGAAAGAGCUACUAGUAAAAGUCAUCCAAGGAAAUCGCACUCGUCCCCCUGUGACCCGCUCAUGCCCCACAUCUCAAGGACUGUCCCAAAAGGCGUGCGUGUCCUCCACCACAGCAUCUGCGUGUGAGUUUGCUGACAUCGUGGAGGUUUUGCUGAACUCCGGCGCUGACCCGUCCAUCAAAGACAUGGAGGGGUCUCUUCCAGAAGAGGUGACAGAGUCCAGAACCAUCUCGUCCAUUCUGCACCAAUUCACUUCCCCCAAAGACUAG